UUCUCACACGCACCUCAAACACGGGGCAAGUCAGAUAUCAUCCCCAGCGACCUGACUUCUGACCCAGAGCGGGACUCAGUGAUACUCUGUUCAAAAAGGAUUUAUUGUUUUUACCUCCAUGGAAAGUUAAAGAACAUAUUUGGAUUAUCUCUACAGAGUCAGGUUGUCUGAGAGUCCAGAGUUCUCUUUGCCACAAUGAGUUGGGGGGCGCUCUAUGCCCAGCUGGGCGGCGUCAACAAGCACUCCACCAGUCUGGGAAAGAUCUGGCUUUCCGUCCUUUUCAUCUUCCGCAUCACUAUCCUGGUUCUGGCUGCCGAGAGCGUCUGGGGCGAUGAGCAGUCAGACUUCACGUGCAACACACAGACGCCUGGCUGCAAAAACGUCUGCUACGACCACUUCUUCCCUGUGUCACAUAUCCGCUUGUGGUGCCUGCAGCUGAUCUUUGUGUCCACACCUGCCCUGCUGGUGGCUAUGCACGUCGCCUACAGGAAACGCGGGGAUAGGAGGAUCAUGCUGGCCAAUGGCAACGAGAAGGCGACAGAUUCGGACCUGGAGACGCUUAAGAGGAGACGUCUGCCGAUCACAGGCCCCCUGUGGUGGACCUACACGUGCAGCUUGUUCUUCAGGCUCAUCUUUGAGGGAGGGUUCAUGUAUGCUCUGUACUUUGUCUACGACGGUUUCCAGAUGCCCCGGCUGCUAAAGUGCGAGCAGUGGCCUUGCCCCAACAAGGUGGACUGCUUCAUCUCGCGGCCAACUGAGAAGACCAUCUUCACCAUCUUCAUGGUGUCCUCGUCUGCCAUCUGCAUGGUGCUGAACGUGGCUGAGCUGUGCUACCUCAUCGCCAAGGCGCUCAUGAGAUGCUCCUCCAGGGCAAACCGCAGGAAACACAACUACACCAACACAGACAGCAUGUCUCGCGACAAUGCCCUGAACAAGAAGAACGAGAUGCUGUUGUCGUCCCCUGCAGACUCUUCCACCAAUAAGACGAUGUGUUGAAGGACCGCCAUCAGUGGUGGAGUUGCCAGAGAAGGAAAAGCACAAACAGUAGAUCCAACCUUCCUAAAGUGUCAAAGUUUGUGUCUUUAGUUUAGGCUCUCAGUGUAAGAAUUGUGUCAUGGAAAGGUGACGAUUCUGAAGUCAAUUUUGAGACUGUGAGAACUUAAAAUCAGCACAAAAGAGAGAAGUGAAACAUGAUGGGUGGCCAACCAUCAGUAGGGAAAUCAAAAAUCACCCUUUUAUUCCUAUAUAUGGCCUCAGACUUGCCUCUAAAAGCAAAAAUAUCCAAAACUUACUUAACGUCUGACAGCAACAUUUUAAAUGUGGUAGUUUUCCCCCCUAAUAAGUGUUGCUUUGAGCGCCUGUUUCUGAUCUCGUUACAAAAAGCCGCCCGAUUGCAAAGAAUGGUGUUCACACAGCGAAGCAUCGUCCACACAAGUGUCACCUUACUUUUCAUACGGUCGUCGUUCGAUAGUGUUUUGAAGUCUUAAUUUAUUGAUCACGGUUUGAUGUUUGCUUGAAUGUGUUGACCGGUCGGGUCUCAGAACGAGUCUACACUGACAUCUAGUGGUCACAGAAGGAAAACCCUCCACGUGCACAAACGCUUUCCUCGAAGCCUGAAGGAGUUCUGAAGAGUUGCAGACGAGGAAAGGGGAACAAAUGAAGUCAUGAAAAGUAAAGCAGAAAAAAAAAAAAAAAAAAAAGUGCCUUUUGUGAUUACAUGUUAGUAUCUAGUUUACAACAGCGGACGUUUUAAUUGAAGUUUGGUUGAUUUUAAAACGUUUAUUGAUAAAAGCAGAUGAGUUUGUACGACCCUGAUGUCAUGAUAGCGGUGACUUGCAUGAAGUUGAGUUAGAGAAAAUGACCCCUUGAAUAUCGCUAGACUUUUUCAUUUGUGUGUGUGUGUGUGUGUGUGUGUGUGUGUGUGUGUGUGUGUGUGUUUAAUAACAGUACUGAGUGUUGCACAGGAUGAGAUAAUGCUGAUGAAGAAAAUAACAAAACAAGUGGAAUCACAACCCCAGAAGGUUUUACAGAUGUCAUGCCUUUAAUCAAAUUAGAAUGUCUUUUGUAUUUUACUUGAACUGAGAGUAUUUGAAUCAUAGUGUUUUGUGUUAUUAAGUCAAAUGCAUGAACACAGUGACAAGGUGUUGCAUUAUUUCACACAUGCAUGCUCGGUGAAGAAGAAUAUUGAAAUGUUUGGACUUGACUUUUUAUUCUUGAAUCAGCAAGUGCUUUAGAAACAUCCUCAAUGGAUGCUGUUGAAGCAUUUUCGGCUUUGAUGAGUUGAUCUGGAUAUCAACAUCUUAAAAAAAAAGAAGCAAAAUCUAAUGCCUUAAGAAUAUCCAUACAUCCAUCUUUUUGCAUUUUGUGUUGUUUUCUGCCUGAUGCCGUUGCCAAAAGUCUGCUCUGAACCUCGUUUCAGAAACAGAAUUCUAAAGUAGUACCAAUCAGCCUCAGACCUGCUCUGGUGGUAUUUAGACUUGUGUUGCUGUUGCAGUAUCUGCUCAACUGGUUAUAUCAGCUUUUAAAUGAGUGCCUUAUUUUAACCUCAACAGUAAUGACACCUCACUGAUCUCUGAGUGGAAAUGUCUUUGUCCUCCACACCUGCAGAAAAAAGACGAGUCAGAGCAGUUACUUCUGUGUCGGUCAAAUAAAACUCGACUCAUGUGAGCAGGAAAUUGUGUUUAAGUGAUUAGAAAACAAUGUUAGAAAAGUUUGACAAUCGAUGCGAUGUCAACAUUUAAAAUUUCACAAAGAAAGUUUGAAGCGUUUGGUGACAUCCUUCAGUUGGCAAUAACAUGAAACCAUGCAACGUCACAGGCAGUCUCUGUAUAAAGGUUUAGAAAAAUCUGUCUUUUGUUUUUCUGUCUUUUGCUUCCUGUAACAGCCAAGUAACAUUUUGAUACUACCUUUGUGAUAGCAAUGAUGUGAAAUAGUUUUUUUGAAGGGACCUGCCUGAUCAUUCCAGUCCCUAACAUGCCUCUGAUUUUCUUCAACAAUCUCUUAGACCGCUUUUAACAGCUAACGACUUAGUAAUGAGCAGAGAGCUUGCUCAGCAAGAAAUGAAGAGAGGAACUGUUUUGAUAAUUAUGUUUUGUACGUAAGAUAUUUUAUUACACUGGCACUUUGAUCCUUGAAGUAAUAAUGCUCUUUGAAAUUGUGUUUCAUAAAUCAGUAAAACGA
Labrus mixtus (cuckoo wrasse) is the source of this 3180-nucleotide messenger RNA. It is a transcript of the gene gjb8, whose product is annotated as gap junction protein beta 8. Gene Ontology annotation, cellular component: connexin complex. The record is from RefSeq and is a predicted model, not a curated record. The coding region runs from base 196 to 996 and encodes 266 amino acids. Gene Ontology annotation, biological process: cell communication. The transcript has 2 exons. Lineage: Eukaryota; Metazoa; Chordata; Actinopteri; Labriformes; Labridae.